CCUGCGUGGGCGGGGACAGUGGGGCUAUAAAUGACCACAGUAUCCAGUAAAGGUGUGUUCUCGCCCACAAACUGGAACUCAUGAGUAAGAUCAACCUGUGACUGGAACACAGAACAAACUACAUCACCGUCUACACACCUACAGCCCGCUGUUGCAUCUCAAUCAUUGGAAAUGGAAAGCAUGCAGGAGUUGAUCCCCUUCGCCAAAGAGAUGCUGAGUCAGAAACCCAGCCGUGGUUUGCUGAAGGUCUACCUGGUGGGUUCGGUGUUUGCCGUGUUGGGGACGGUCAUUGGCUUUGUUGAGACCGUGUGUCACCCUUUCUCCUCUGGUGAACCCAUGGACGCUGAGAUGGAUUUCGCGUUGGUCCGGGCACAGAGAACUGUUGAGGCUGAGAUACAACGCGAUGUGGGCCAGGAGGAGGAGGAGGAGCUGGCUCAUGAACAUGGGGCCACUAUACAGAGCAUGAACCUCCACAAGACCCAUAGACUCAGCCAACGGAGCAUGGCCAACCGGCUGCACGCUUCCUAAAGCCAAAAGGGGUCAGCCCCCGAGUGACUUGAGAUAUUUAUUAGUGAACUGCUCCUGCCACACCACUGAAUUGUGCAACACGUACAUAAUCAAAAGCUUUAUAGACAGAAGUGUGAGCUGCCUGCCAUUCUGUGCUGCUUAUUAACGAUGUGUCAAAGUAUGCCUUUAUGCGUUGGACACACAUGAAAGAUCCCGAAGGCCCCAGUGGCAGCCUACAUGGAAGAGCUGAGACUUUUUGACAGGCCCACCUACCAUCCUGAGGUCGUGGAAAUCAUGUCAGUAAUGCAGUAUGCGGUAUAAAGGAAGUGUACAUUAACUCAGUUAAACCAAUGGUUUUGUGGUUCCUCAGGGAUCCUCCGAUUGGAUCCCCUGGGUCCCCAGCAAACGUAGGAAUUUUUGCUGCUGGAACAAAAAGUUUGGUUUCUGAAAGGAAAAGGAGAACAGCAGACGGACAAAAGUGCUUUCUACAAGGUCCAUUUUGUUCAUAUUUUACGAUCAAAAGUUAGGAUUUGAGGAGAUUGAAGGCGGUUAUGAUGACAGCAGGGUGUUGAGAGUCUGCCUGCCUGGCUGCGGUAAACUGCCAUGUAGCACCACCUGUUGUCUGGUGGAUGCAUCUGAUCCAACCAAUCCACCCACUUACUGUGUUCAAUGAGAGGACUGUUUGUUGUAAUGAUGCUAUGUGUAAAUACUGUAAAUAAUACAAUCUUUUUCAUACCAAUAAAGUUCAUUUUAUUUAUAACUUU
Molecule: messenger RNA, 1271 nt
Organism: Sebastes umbrosus (honeycomb rockfish)
Lineage: Eukaryota; Metazoa; Chordata; Actinopteri; Perciformes; Sebastidae
Product: G0/G1 switch protein 2-like
Exons: 2
Coding region: 172-528 (118 amino acids)
Source: RefSeq, a predicted model, not a curated record